This is a messenger RNA of Herpailurus yagouaroundi (jaguarundi), 1433 nucleotides long. RefSeq names its product C1q and TNF related 2 (gene C1QTNF2). Lineage: Eukaryota; Metazoa; Chordata; Mammalia; Carnivora; Felidae. The record is from RefSeq and is a predicted model, not a curated record. Bases 364 to 1275 code for a protein of 303 amino acids. Gene Ontology annotation, molecular function: protein binding. The transcript has 6 exons.
AUGCCUGGGGCGGGCGCUGGCCGAGCCGCUACGGCAGGAGGCGGGGACGCGGAGCAGCGCCGAUAGCUUCGUGGCUCCGGAAGCCCCUGGACGUGGCCGAGACUGCUAGGGCUCUGCCAGCCCUCUGGUGUGCUGUUUCACUUCCAUGACGACAGGUUAUCCCCAGCUGCAAAAGAGGAACCAGGCUCAGGGACGUUAAUGACUUACUCAAGACUGCACAGCUAGUAACUGGUGGUAAAGGGGAUUGAACCCUGGAAGACUGUCAUGCAGCCUUCUUACUCAGCUCCCACCAGAAAGGAGAAUUUAGGAACUAAGAUAGCUUUUAAAAAGCCGGCAACAACUGGAGUAAGACCCUAGGAAGUGAUGUGGCUGAGUUAUGGUUUUGAACAGUCCUUCUGGCUUCACAUGGUGACCACCAUGAUCCCUUGGGUAUUCUUGGCCUGUGCCCUCCCUUGUGCAGCUGACCCGCUGCUUGGUGCCUUCGCCCGCAGGGACUUCCAAAAGGGCUCCCCUCAACUUGUCUGCAGCCUGCCUGGCCCCCAAGGCCCGCCUGGCCCCCCGGGAGCCCCAGGGCCCUCAGGAAUGGUGGGAAGAAUGGGCUUUCCUGGAAAAGAUGGCCAGGAUGGCCAGGAUGGGGACCGGGGGGACAGCGGAGAGGAAGGUCCACCUGGCCGGACAGGUAACCGGGGAAAGCCAGGACCAAAGGGCAAAGCCGGGGCCAUUGGGCGGGCCGGUCCUCGCGGCCCCAAGGGGGUCAGUGGUGCCCCGGGGAAGCACGGCACACCAGGAAAGAAGGGGCCUAAGGGCAGGAAGGGGGAGCCGGGCCUCCCAGGCCCCUGCAGCUGCGGCAGUGGCCACGCCAAGUCUGCCUUCUCAGUGGCAGUGACCAAGAGCUACCCAAGGGAGAGGCUGCCCAUCAAGUUUGACAAGAUCCUGAUGAACGAGGGCGGCCACUACAACGCAUCCAGUGGCAAGUUCGUCUGUGGUGUGCCGGGGAUCUACUACUUCACCUACGAUAUCACCCUGGCCAACAAGCACCUGGCCAUCGGCCUGGUGCACAAUGGCCAGUACCGCAUCCGGACCUUCGAUGCCAACACGGGCAACCAUGAUGUGGCCUCGGGCUCCACCAUCCUGGCUCUGAAGCAGGGUGAUGAGGUCUGGCUGCAGAUCUUCUACUCAGAGCAGAAUGGGCUUUUCUACGACCCUUACUGGACUGAUAGCCUCUUCACAGGCUUCCUCAUCUAUGCCGACCAGGACAACCCCAAUGAGGUAUAGACAUGCAGGUGUUGGGUCUCCAGGGAGGUAACCAGAUCGUGGACUUCCAGAAUAAGACCCCUCAACUCUCUUCUGAGUGGGAGUGGGACCUCCCAGCCUCGGACAUUCCUCCUCUGCCCAUUGUUUCCUCCAUCAUUAAAUCCAAGCUUUUUUAUUCA